UAGCAGUAGCAGUAGCAGUAGUUCUGGUGGUUUGAAGAUUGGGUGUUCGAUGGCUUCCUCCGCUUCGCCUGAGACACCUAAGCCUAAGAUCAUCCCCGGUCCCGGUGGUUAUGUUCUUGAAGAUGUUCCUCACUUGUUGGAUUACAUCCCUGAUCUUCCUGUUUAUACCAAUCCGUUGCAAGACAAUCCGGCAUACUCAGUUGUUAAGCAAUAUUUUGUCCAUGUAGAUGACACCGUUCCUCAAAAGAUUGUUGUUCACAAGGAUAGUCCCAGAGGAGUGCAUUUCCGACGAGCUGGACCACGUCAAAAGGUAUAUUUUCACUCUGAUGAUGUUCAUGCCUGUAUUGUAACCUGUGGUAGUCUUUGCCCUGGACUCAACACCGUGAUUAGAGAGAUCGUAUGCGGCUUGUACCACAUGUAUGGUGUGAAGAAAGUUCUAGGCAUAGAUGGAGGAUACAGGGGGUUUUAUGCUAAAAAUACUGUGCAUUUAAAUCCUAAGGUUGUCAAUGGUAUCCAUAAACGUGGUGGAACAAUCCUUGGAACAUCACGAGGUGGGCAUGAUACCACAAAGAUUGUUGACAGCAUUCAGGAUCGAGGGAUUAAUCAGGUUUACAUUAUUGGUGGAGAUGGAACUCAGAGAGGAGCAUCUGUUAUUUUUGAGGAAGUUAGAAGGCGUGGUCUUAAAGUUUCAGUUGUUGGAAUACCUAAAACCAUUGACAAUGACGUCCCGGUUAUUGACAAGUCCUUUGGCUUUGAUACUGCUGUUGAGGAGGCUCAACGUGCCAUUAAUGCUGCUCAUGUUGAAGCUGAAAGUUCUGAGAAUUGCAUUGGCCUUGUGAAGUUGAUGGGUCGCUACAGUGGUUUUAUUGCAAUGUAUGCUACUCUUGCAAGCAGAGAUGUGGAUUGUUGCUUGAUGCCGGAGUCACCCUUUUAUCUUGAAGGACCUGGAGGACUUUUUGAAUACAUUGAGAGGCGACUUAAAGAAAAUGGGCACAUGGUUCUCGUGAUAGCAGAGGGUGCAGGACAGGAGCUGCUUGCUGAAUCAAGUACACAGAAAGAUGCUUCAGGAAACAAGCUUCUCCAGGAUGUUGGACUAUGGCUUUCGCAAAGGAUCAAGGAGCACUUUUCAAAAGAAACGAUGAUGACCAUAAAUCUCAAAUAUAUAGAUCCUACUUAUAUGAUUCGUGCUAUUCCAAGUAAUGCAUCUGACAAUGUUUACUGCACACUUCUUGCUCAAAGUGCUGUUCAUGGAGCAAUGGCUGGGUACACCGGAUACACAAGCGGUCUUGUCAACGGCAGGCAGACAUACAUACCUUUCUACCGGAUUACCGAGAAACAGAACAAGGUUGUGAUAACAGAUAGGAUGUGGGCAAGGCUUCUGUCUUCAACUAAUCAACCAAGCUUUUUGCACCCCAAAGAUAUUAUCGAAGAUGAGGUCGAUGAAGCAAGUCCAUUGUUUGAUAAUGGAAACUGCAACCCCAGUUGAGGUUGAUAGUUUAUCGAUGUUCGUGCAGUGCAUAGAUUAUAAUAAGCAAAUUAGCCAGCUGCCUAGUGUUCUUACAUACAUCCUAAAAUGAUCCUGUUGUGUACUAUUCUUCAUGCUGAUUUUCAGGU
Molecule: messenger RNA, 1614 nt
Organism: Hibiscus syriacus
Lineage: Eukaryota; Viridiplantae; Streptophyta; Magnoliopsida; Malvales; Malvaceae
Product: ATP-dependent 6-phosphofructokinase 3-like
Exons: 13
Coding region: 50-1486 (478 amino acids)
Biological process (GO): glycolytic process; fructose 6-phosphate metabolic process
Cellular component (GO): cytoplasm
Molecular function (GO): ATP binding; 6-phosphofructokinase activity
Source: RefSeq, a predicted model, not a curated record